Molecule: messenger RNA, 1152 nt
Organism: Lotus japonicus
Lineage: Eukaryota; Viridiplantae; Streptophyta; Magnoliopsida; Fabales; Fabaceae
Product: ranBP2-type zinc finger protein At1g67325-like
Exons: 7
Coding region: 131-865 (244 amino acids)
Source: RefSeq, a predicted model, not a curated record
UUCCUGAGUCCAACUCAGUAAGCAAAGCCCGUGGGCCGUGCAAGCCCCUGUUUGCUGGCAAAAUCAAAUACUGUCAACACCGCGUUCUAUACUCUCUCACUCUGCUCUCCAAUUCACUCUCUCUCUCUCAAUGGCUUCUCCCAUGGACGGUAAUCGAGGUUCAUUUGGAUCAAAAAGGUCUCGCAAUGAUGUGUCACGAAAAGAUGGAGACUGGUCUUGCCCUAAUUGUGGGAACUUAAACUUCUCAUUUAGAACUGUUUGCAAUCGGGGACAUUGUGGUGCUCCAAGACCACCUAUAACUCCACCUGCCCAGGUUAUGAGCCCGUAUAACAAUGGUCACCCCCAAUUCUACUAUGGAGGUGUUGUGGCCCCUCCUCCUCUAUAUGGCGUGUCAAGCAGGUUUGGAUCCCCCCUUCCGCAUUCUGGAGUACAGUAUGACUAUGGUCUUUAUCCUAGGCCUCGUGUAUCAUAUAGUCCAAUACCUCCAUUCCUACCUGGAAGUUUUGGAGGUAUUGCUUAUAGUCCGAGGCCUAAAAUCAAUCCCUAUGGAUAUGGCUUUCAAAGUCCUACAUGGGACAUGGGAUUAGUAACCGAUAAUUCAGCAUCUCGGAAACGUCGUGGAGGGCCUGACGGUUUAUCUGAAGGGGACUGGAUCUGCCCAAAGUGUGACAAUGUUAACUUUGCCUUUAGAACCAAUUGCAACAUGAAACACUGUGGAGCUCCCAAACCUGGCAAAAGCCAAGCAAAUACAAGUAUUCCUGAAGGUAGUUGGACCUGUAAAAAAUGUGGGAACCUCAACUAUCCCUUCCGAAGUGUAUGCAACAGGAAAGACUGUGGAAGUGAGAAAACAGCCUCUGCAAAUUAACAUCGCUGCAUCGUGUAUAUACAUCUGCUGUCGUGCUGUCUAAGGGAGAAGUUCUGGAUUUGGAAUAGGGAACUAGAUGCACUCAAGGGAAGAGUUCCCAUGCGGUUAAUUUUGGCCUUAUUGUUGAUGACAACUUAGUUUAUAAUGGUAUUCUAUUUGAAAAAAAUACUGAGAGUUAAAUUAAAUGGGAUCAUACGACAUUUGGAUUUUCAUGCCAAUCACUGUUAGGUUGUUUUGUUGAAUUCAUUCCAUGACAUCUUGCAGUUAUUCUUUUCAAAGUUUUGUCA